Molecule: messenger RNA, 836 nt
Organism: Lagopus leucura (white-tailed ptarmigan)
Lineage: Eukaryota; Metazoa; Chordata; Aves; Galliformes; Phasianidae
Product: DNA-directed RNA polymerase II subunit RPB11-a
Exons: 4
Coding region: 59-412 (117 amino acids)
Biological process (GO): transcription by RNA polymerase II
Cellular component (GO): RNA polymerase II, core complex
Molecular function (GO): protein dimerization activity; DNA binding
Source: RefSeq, a predicted model, not a curated record
GCGGAAGUGGCGCUCUGGGCGCCGCAGGAACGGUGGGGAGGGAGCGUGAGGCGGCGGGAUGAACGCUCCUCCGGCUUUCGAGUCCUUCCUUCUCUUCGAAGGCGAGAAAAAGAUCACCAUCAACAAGGACACCAAGGUGCCCAACGCCUGUCUGUUCACCAUCAACAAGGAGGACCACACGCUGGGGAACAUCAUCAAGUCGCAGUUACUGAAGGACCCUCAGGUGUUGUUUGCAGGUUACAAGGUCCCACACCCCCUGGAACACAAAAUCAUCAUCCGUGUCCAAACAACGCCAGAUUACAGCCCCCAGGAGGCUUUCACCAACGCCAUCACAGAUCUGAUCAGUGAGCUGUCCCUCCUCGAAGAGAGAUUCAGGGUUGCCAUCAAAGACAAACAGGAAGGAAUCGAGUAAAAUGAGCACACCAAGACUGGACUGCGCUUCUGAUGAAGAAUGAUGCGUCUGGGAGCUGAAUGCUUUAUUUAAACCUUCAUUCAUGGCAAUUACUUUCCUUUUCAUCCUGCUUAUUUUUGGCAGCAGUAUUGGGAGGGGAGGUUUGUGUCUGCCAAGUCUUGUUUGAUUUGAUGGCUUAAUUCACUACAAUGAUUUUUACUUUUCUACUUGGAGCCUUAAUGCUGCUAUGUGCACCAGGCUGUAGCUCAAUUUGACUGUACUUUGGAGAUGCUGAGUGGCAGCAGCAGAUCACAUUCCUGCUUUUCCAUUUCAAGAAAUCCAGAUUCUGGCAGGAGAUUUGUUACUGUGUUUUAUUAAGUGUUGUUUCUAUAAAACAAAUGCACAAAUUGUGUAAACUUACAGAAAAAAGAACUGGAUGACUGGA